Messenger RNA from Mobula hypostoma (lesser devil ray), 1813 nucleotides. It is a transcript of the gene c5h6orf47, whose product is annotated as chromosome 5 C6orf47 homolog. The record is from RefSeq and is a predicted model, not a curated record. The coding region runs from base 133 to 732 and encodes 199 amino acids. NCBI's taxonomy places the organism in Eukaryota, Metazoa, Chordata, Chondrichthyes, Myliobatiformes, Myliobatidae. The transcript has 2 exons.
CAGAGGAGGGUUAAAGGAAGGAGACUCUCAGCUGUUUCCUCUCUCUCUCUGUCCCCCACCCCCACACCCUGUCAGCCCGCUUGGAAGUUUGGCAGCCCAUGGAUUAGUUUGUGUGUGUGUGCGCGUCCAGCCAUGGGGAACAGACUGACGCCGAUAUCAGUGCCGGGCCACCUCCCUCCGCCUCUCGUUCGGAGCGGCAAGGCUGCCCGGUGGUUAGCGGGACUGUUCCCCAGGCUCCUGACCGGCCUAUGGAGCUGGCUGAAGCGGCCACUGAAUCUGGUCGGGAGCCGGGAGCCGGCGGCAGUGGUGGCGGCGGCGGCGGCGGGGAGGACGGGGGAGCAGGGACCGUGCCAGUCCCGGGCCAGCCUCGACCGCGACCACCUGGAGAUUUCUUUCAACCUGAUCCGGCACCUCUUCGACCUGUGCGUGGUGGCUUUCCUGUGCCUGGCCUCGCCUGUCUUUCGGGUGGCCCUGGACGUGCUGGGACUGCGGCGCUUGGCCGGCCUCUGGCUGCACGGGAUGGGCCUCUUUCUGGUCACCUCCUACGGGAUGUCGCUGGUGCUGUGGCUGCUCCAGACCUACCUGGCGCCGCUCGCCCUCGCCUACGGGGCGCUGCAGCUGCUCGUGCUCGGCGUCAGCCUGCGCCCGGAGCAGCCGCACGACGAGGAGCCGGCGGAGGACGGGGCGGACUCGGUACCGGAGCGGUCAGCAUCGGAACAGGCGGGACUCUGAGGGAGAAGUACUUUUUCACCGACAUUCUCCAUGGGACCAGCAAUUUGUCUCUGAAUGGGGCCAUGGUUCUGCCGAGGGUUUACCUGCUGCGGUCGGGCCUGGUGGCUCUCAACAGGCCUAGGACUUGACUGUUUGGCGACUGAAGGUUUGCCACUUUGCUGGAGAUUCAGGGAGAUGACGGCCUGCCAGCAGUGAACUGUCUGCGACUGGCACAGCUGGUUCUUGUCUUGGGGAGGAGAUCCUGUUGCCAGGCUGGAGAGGGGGCCUCUUCCCAAGACUCUGCACCUCAGUGUCAAGAAGCAUAUCAACUGUGCUGCUCCUUUCUGGAACAUUCCUCAUUUCCAACAAGUAUUUUAUAUAUAAAAAUGAAUAAAACCCCGAGAAUGCUGUACAUUGCUCGAGGAUGUAGAUGAACAGAUGAAUAUGUGGAUGUUCUGCAGAUCUCUUUCAGCUGACUGUGGUACGGGAUUAAUGCUGUAACCCCUUCUCCUCCACUGGUGAAGGAUCCACUCUUCCUGGGUGAUUGCACAGGGUGUAAACCUGCCCACUCUUUACCUGCUGGCUCCUGGGUAGCCAAUGCAGGGGAAAGCACCCACCCCCCACUUUAACUCGGGAGUCCCUGCUGGGGCUCUCAGAGGACAAGCAGUGAACCACACAACAUCCGGUCUGUCUCUCAUGGUCCAUUCACCAGCGUGCCCUCAUUUGAUGCUGCGAACCGCCUGCUGGUAACUUCCUGGGACCUGAAUGCAAAUAUUUGUAUUGUACUAAGACUUGGUGUGAAUGACAGGUUCGGUGUGCUGACACAUAAAAUAACUCUCCCUCAGGAGAGAGUUAAAGGCUGGAGUCUAAUCAAGGGGGCUCAGGGGGGUUAUAUAUAAUGUACCUCUAGGAUCAAAACAAGGGGUUUCUAAAAAGAAUAAUGGAUCCCUGGGAGUGUGUUACAGGCUGGAAUGUAAUCCAGAGGUUCAGAGUGUUUAUAUAUAGAAUAAUGUUUCUCCUCUCACACACGAGGAAUUCUGCAGAUGCCGGAAAUUCAAGCAACACACAUCAAAGUUGCUGGUGAACGCAGCAGGCCAGGCAG